This is a messenger RNA of Sphaeramia orbicularis (orbiculate cardinalfish), 2922 nucleotides long. Its product is annotated as aminopeptidase Ey-like. Gene Ontology annotation, cellular component: cytoplasm; plasma membrane. Gene Ontology annotation, molecular function: metalloaminopeptidase activity; zinc ion binding; peptide binding. NCBI's taxonomy places the organism in Eukaryota, Metazoa, Chordata, Actinopteri, Kurtiformes, Apogonidae. The record is from RefSeq and is a predicted model, not a curated record. The transcript has 21 exons. The coding region runs from base 1 to 2922 and encodes 973 amino acids. Gene Ontology annotation, biological process: proteolysis; peptide catabolic process.
AUGGGGAAGGGCUUCUUCAUCAGUAAAGCUGUCGGGGUGGUCCUCAUCAUCGUCGGAGCCGGAGCCCUGGCUACGAUCAUCGCUCUGUCUGUCGUUUAUUCGCAGGAAAAGGCAAAAAAUAAUGAAGUGUCACCAACACAUGCAACAACAACAACAACUUCAACAGGAACAACAGGAACAACAGGAACAACGACCGGUGGACCCACGACACCGCCGUCCAACGAGACCUGGGACAAGUACCGCCUCCCCACCACCCUGAAGCCGGACCACUACAACCUGACCCUGAGGCCUCAUCUGAAGCCCGACCCUACCACCCAGAUCUACCACUUCACAGGAUCCUCCAGUGUGGAGUUUAUAUGUGAGAGUGAGACUGACCUGAUCCUGAUUCACUCCAAUAAACUGAUUUACUACAACCAAACCAACGGUCAGAUGGCGUCGCUCAAGGCCGUCGACCCGGGACACAACGCCCCGUCCAUCAAGUCCACGUUCCUCAAGACAGAAACCCAGUAUCUGGUCAUACAACUGGAUGGGAACCUGAUGGCGGGCCAGAGGUACCAACUCCACACCGAGUUUAUUGGAGAACUGGCCGACGACCUGGGAGGGUUCUACAGAAGUGAAUACAAGGAGAACGGAGAAACCAAGGUCGUUGCUACGACUCAGAUGCAACCGACGGAUGCCAGAAAGGCCUUCCCCUGUUUCGACGAACCCGCCAUGAAAGCAGUUUUCUACAUCACGCUGAUCCACGACAUUAACACGACUGCCCUGUCCAACGGCGAACAAGCCUCCCAAGAAAACAUCGUCAUUGAUGGUGAAACCUUGCUGAAGACAGUUUUUAAACCGACGGAGAGAAUGUCCACGUACCUGUUGGCCUUCAUCGUCAGUGACUUUGGCUACAUACAGAACUCAGUGGACGGAGUUUUGGUUCGGAUCUUUGCAAGGAAAUCUGCUAUUGAUGCAGGACAAGGACAAUACGCCCUGAACAAGACUGGACCCAUCCUUAAGUUCUUUGAGCAGUAUUAUAAUUCCAGCUACCCUCUGCCCAAGUCAGAUCAGAUCGCUCUACCGGACUUUAAUGCCGGAGCCAUGGAGAACUGGGGUCUGAUCACCUACAGAGAAACCGCUUUACUGUACGAUGAAGAGUACUCGUCCAACUCCAACAAGGAGAGGAUCGCCACCAUCAUCGCACAUGAACUGGCUCACAUGUGGUUCGGGAACCUGGUGACCCUGAGGUGGUGGAACGACCUGUGGCUGAAUGAAGGCUUUGCGUCCUACGUUGAAUACCUGGGAGCCGAUAAUGCAGAACCCGAAUGGAAGCUGAAAGACCUGAUUGUCCUGAACGACGUCCACCGGGUGUUCGCCAUCGACGCCCUCACCUCCUCCCACCCCCUGUCCUCCAGAGAAGAAGACAUCCAGAGACCAGAGCAGAUCAGUGAACUGUUCGAUGCCAUUUCAUACAGCAAGGGAGCGUCUGUUCUGAGGAUGUUGUCUGAUUUCCUGACAGAAGAAGUCUUCCAACAUGGACUCCAGACCUACCUGAAAACAUUUCAGUUCCAAAAUGCCGUCUACACAGACUUAUGGCAUCAUCUGCAAAUGGCUGUUGAUUUAACUGAAUCAAAGCUGAACGUCAGUAAAAUCAUGAACACGUGGGUUCUGCAGAUGGGAUACCCGGUGGUGACCAUUAACACAGCCACUGGUGUCGUUUCCCAGAAGCACUUCCUCCUGGAUCCAGACUCUGAAGUUACUGUUAAAUCUGAAUUCAAUUAUGAGUGGAUUGUUCCAAUCAAGUGGAUGAAGACAGGAGCCGUUCAGAAUCAACUGUGGCUGGAGGCCAAAUCAGUCACCAUUGAGGAAAUGAAAGCGUCCGGAGAUGCCUGGGUGUUGGCCAACCACCUGGUGGCCGGUUACUACAGAGUCAACUACGACGAUGGCAACUGGAACAAACUCUUAAACAUUCUCAACACCAAUCGUUUACUCAUCCCAGAGAUCAACAGAGCUCAGCUGAUCGACGACGCCUUCAACCUGGCCAGAGCCAAGAUAGUCCGUACAGAACUGGCCCUGGAAACCACCAAAUACCUGAGAAUGGAGACCGACUUCAUGCCCUGGGAGUCGGCGCUGGACAACCUGGACUUCUUCUACCUGAUGUUUGACCGUAGUGAAGUUUACGGAUACAUGCAGGAUUAUCUGAGGAAUCAGGUCACCCCAUUGUUUAACUAUUAUAAGACCAUAACAGAGAACUGGAGUAAAGUCCCAACAGGACACCUGGACCAGUACAACCAGGUCAAUGCGAUCACCCUGGCCUGUAAGACCGGCCACCCAGAAUGCAUCACUCUGGCCACCACAUGGUUCAAAGACUGGAUGACAACUGAACAAAACAAGAUUCACCCCAACCUGCGCUCCACCGUGUACUGCAAUGCCAUCGCAGCAGGGGGCGCCGACGAGUGGGAGUUCGCCUGGAAAAAGUUUCAGAACGCCACCAUCGCCAUCGAAGCUGAUAAACUACGAUACGCGCUGUCGUGUACAAAACAACCAUGGCUCCUUAACAGGUACCUGGAGUACACACUGGAGCCAAAGCUGGUGCGGAAGCAGGACGCCACCUCCACCAUUGUCUACAUCGCCGGUAACGUGGUGGGUCAACCUCUGGCCUGGGACUUUGUCAGGGCUCGAUGGGAGUAUAUUUUCAACCAAUACGGUGGUGGAUCCUUCUCCUUUUCCAACCUCAUUAACGGAGUCACUAAACGUUUCUCUACUGAGUUUGAGCUUCAACAGUUGGAGCAGUUCAAGAAGGACAAUGCUGACGUGGGCUUCGGUUCUGGGACCCUGGCCUUGGAUCAGUCCAUGGAAAGAACCCGCAGUAACAUUAAAUGGUUGGCGGAGAACCAGGAGAAUGUUCUAACGUGGUUUAAGACGGAGGCGGAACGUUGA